This is a messenger RNA of Gigantopelta aegis, 5945 nucleotides long. Its product is annotated as cell division control protein 45 homolog. The record is from RefSeq and is a predicted model, not a curated record. The coding region runs from base 83 to 1777 and encodes 564 amino acids. Lineage: Eukaryota; Metazoa; Mollusca; Gastropoda; Neomphalida; Peltospiridae. Gene Ontology annotation, cellular component: DNA replication preinitiation complex. Gene Ontology annotation, molecular function: single-stranded DNA binding; chromatin binding; DNA replication origin binding. Gene Ontology annotation, biological process: DNA replication initiation; double-strand break repair via break-induced replication; mitotic DNA replication preinitiation complex assembly. The transcript is spliced from 18 exons.
CAUAAAACGUUACAAAGCUGUAGAGAUUCUAGCACAAAACGCGGCAAAGUUGAUUUUGUGAUGUUCGCGAGAAACAAAAGUAAUGUUUGUUAAAGAUCUAAAGCAAGGUUUUUAUGAUGCCAUACAACAUCAGAGAGUUCUUGUGCUGGUGGCAUUUGACGUUGAUGCCCUCUGUGCUUGUAAGAUACUCCAGUACCUGUUUCAGUGUGACCAGAUUCUUUACACUAUUGUGCCAGUCAAUGGCUUUGAAGAUUUGGAGAGAAGUUUUGUGGAAAACACAGAAGGGGUAAAGCAUGUGAUUAUGAUAAACUGUGGUGCUGCAGUAGACAUUGUGGAGUUGCUACAACCAGAAGAAUAUAUAAGAUUUUACAUAUGUGACAGUCACAGACCUGUAGAUGUUCACAAUGUAUAUAACGCAGUUCAAGUAAAAUUAUUAAUGAAGCAGGAAGAAUUUACUGAUAUACCUGAAUAUGACAAGGUGUUUAGAGACGAUGAGUCCGAUGAUGAGUCUGAAAAUGAUAGCGAUGAUUCUCAGCAGCCUGGGAAACGGAAAAGAUUUGAUGAAGUCACUCUGGACAGACGGAGAGAGAAACGAUUGUGGGCAGAAGACAGAUCUAAGAUUUUGUUUGACUACUCAAAGUUCACAUAUUAUGGGACAUCAGCAGCUUUAAUAAUGUUUGAGCUAGCGUGGAAGAUGUCUAAAGACACCAAUGACUUGCUAUGGCUGGCAGUGAUUGGUGUUUCCAAUCAGUACACUCAGUUUAAGACAACGAGAGACAAGUACAUGGACGACGUCAUAGCGUUACAGUCUCACGUGUCCAGACACAAUCACAGAGGAGAUGAUGAAGAAAACAUCCGCUCCAUAAACUGUCUGAAGGUUGUGUUUGAUGAAGAACUACAGCUGGCACUGUACCGACACUGGUCGUUGUUUGAAAGUCUGUGUCACUCCAUUAACACAGCCUGUAAAUUCAAGGUCUGGACACUGAAAGGCCAGAAGAGACUUUAUGAAUUUCUUGCAGAAAUGGGGCUGCCGUUAAGUCAAUGCAAGCAGAAAUUUACAUCAAUGGAUACUGAACUAAGAGGCAAUAUAAAAUCCAUGAUUCAGGAACAUAUGACAAAAUAUGGACUUAUAAUGCAAGACAUUGUUAUUCCAUCGUUUUAUGCCCAGUAUGGCUUCAAGAACAAGCUGUGUGCGACAGAUGCAGUGUAUGCCUGUGAUGCAGCACUAGAAUCGGUGGAGAAAGGGAAGCAGCCAACAGAUAACUUUCUGGAUGCCUUAGACAUUUUACACAGAUCAAAUGUACCAGCUCUAGAAAAGGGUUUAGAAAAUGCCAAGAAACAGUUGAAAGCCAUGGUGACACAAGUACAGACAUUUCUCGACAUGCAUCAAGUGAUCUCUGCUGGACCUUUUCUAUAUGCAUUUAUUCAAGAGGGAACAGCUGAUGUGAAAUAUUUUGCCAAGCCUCAGUGUUUGAUGAGACUGGCAAGGUUUACACUGGAAGCACAUUGCUCAGUGAGUCGCAGUAAGCGUUCCAAGAGCUUGCCACUGGUCCUGGGUGCUCCCAAAGACUUGGAAGAAGGUACAACACUCAUCAUUGGAGUGCCACCAUUAGAGUUGGAUGAUGAAAGGAAAAAUUUUUUUGGAAAAGCUUUUGAACAGGCAGCAUCUAGUACAAAUUCCCGAACACGCCAUGACAACUUUGAUUCUCAUAUUAUAGAAAUGAAAACGGAAGACAGAAGCAAAUUCUUUGAUGCACUGAUCAGUUUAUUACAGUGAAGAACAUGAUAAAAACUUGCUCAGAAAGUGUCAGUAUUUUAGAGAAUCACAGACCACAUGCCUAAAUCUAAUUUGAGGUGUACUAAACAAUAUGAAUUGUUAGUUAACAGCGUUGUUACAAGCAGUAGAAAUGUAAUCCUGUGAGCUGAUAUAAAUAAAUACUUGGAAUCGGGGAACAUUUUGUUCAGUAACGCGUAUCGAUUUGUUAUGCAAGUAUCGGAGAUUGCAACAUAAUUCUGUAACAUUAACUACUAGUCGCUAAUAAUUUUUUAAACUGAUGCCAAAUGUUGCUACUCAGAAGUUUGAUAACAAAAUGUAUUUGUAAAUAUUUAUGCACUUUUCACUGACGGCCAAAAUAUGUAAUGUGCAUAAGGUUUAAAAGACUAGAACAGAAUUUACAAUGUCUGUUGGAAUUUUUUUUCACAUGUUUAUAUUUACAAUGUUUAAACAUCUGUGUUUAAGAAAACUGGUUUUGUUAAUUCGGUCCAUAAUGCCUUUUUGACACUUGUUAUUCAGAUGAAGCAAGUUUGGUGACAUGGUGCAAUGGAAUCUCAAGUCUAGUUUAUUUGUUUUGUUUAAGGACACCACUAGAGCACAUUGAUUAAUUAAUCAUCGGAUGUCGAAAACAUUUGGUAAUUAUGACUCGUAGUCAUCAGAGGAAACUCGCUACAUUUUUUUUAUUAACAGCAAGGAAUCUUUUUAUAUGCACUUUCCUGCAGACAGGAAAGCACAUGCCACGGUCUCAAGUCUUUAGUUAGAACAUUAUGGUAGAAAUGUUUAAAUAGUGAAACUGGUUUAAUAUAUUCCAUUACAAAAACUUACAUAGUAGAUCUCUAUAGUGUAAACUGAAUCUUGAUGCAAGGUUGUGUAUUCCCAGCCAUGAAAUCAGUUUCGGUAGACGCUGUCCAGUGUUAAUAUGAAAUAGGAAUAUCUUUUAUUUAUCAUUGUAUUCUUUGUAGAGUCAUAAUUCACUGUAUUGUCCUGUUUUGUGUGUAUAUUUUUAACUUAUUGACUUGUAUAUAUCAGAAUUCAAUUUAUUUUGUAUGUGGACUCAGCAGUGCUAAGUAUAUUACGUUAAAAUACAAAUGGCAUUUACAGUGUAAAAAUAAGAUAACCGUGAUGUCACUAUAAAUUGUCCAAAGAGUCAUCCUGAUCCACUUUAAGUUUCAUCAGUUCAAUUAUAGCUUCAGGAAUAUGGCUGGAUCCUACCUUGUAUUGUCAUUUCACUUUAAAACAUUGCUUUGAAUUUUAGCUUAACAUUAACAAAUGUCACACUGAAAAAUAUGUGAACUUUGUGCUAACACAGUAUAAAGUUACUAGUUAUGUUCUGCCCAACCUCUCAUUUCAUAAAGGUGGGUAUUGUUCGUUACGAUUUUGUGACAGUAUCUAGUCGAAUAUGUUUUACUGAAUUGGUAAAUUUGUCAUUUUCAUGGUGUAUUAUCAUUAUGUAAUAAUUUAUCUAUAUAUACUGAGUCAAAUUAAAAACUUCACAACAGUUUCAUCUUGGCUAAUUAACAAAUAUGACAGAGGAAUGUGUUAAAUAAGGUAUUUUUUUUAUUGUAUGACGUCCAAAGGAACAAUAGGAAUAAAUGUUGAGUCAAAAAUCUGUUCGAUGCGCCCACAUCAUUCGUCAAAACCACAAACAGUCAAAAUGGUAAUUCACAAGCAGGGUCAUCUGAUGAAAUCAUAGGUUCAGUAGCGCGUAUGCCCUCCAUGUGUACCCACAACUGCAAUGCAAUGCCUCCUCAUUGACUGCCUGAUGCGUGUAAAGACUGCAUUAGGGAUACAGCACCAUUGUUCCACUAAUGAGGCACCAAGUUCCUGUAAAGUCUGUGGAGGGUUCCUGAGAGUGCGCAGGCAUCUUCCCAGCACAUCCCAGAUGUGCUCGAUGGGAUUCAGGUCAGGAGACCUUGAAGGUCAAUCCAUAACAUUGAUGCCCACAUUCCUCAGGUAAUCCUUUUCCAAGAUGGCUGUGUGGGGUCUGGCGUUGUCAUGCUGAAAGAUCAGGCCUGGACCAUGAGCUGCCAUGAAGGGAACAUGUUCCUGGGCCAACACCUGGUGGUAUGCAGCAGCGUUGAUUUUUCCACAGAUGACAAGAAGUCGAGAACGUCCAUUUCCACAGAAAGCACCCUAAACCAUUGCACUUCUGUCUCUGAAUCUGUCAACUUCACUGACACUGAGCAUGACGUUCACCACGUUGUCUCCAAACUCUCUGCCUGCCAUCCGCAAAUUGCAGUGUGAAUCUUGAUUCAUUGCUAAACAUGACUCUAUUCCAUUCCCUCAAAGUCCAUUGCAAGUGGUGUUGUGCCCAUAGUUGACAUUGACAUUGAUGAAAUUGGGUCAAAAUGGGUCCAACAUAUGGGCGCAGUGCAGGGAGGUGAGCUGUUCACAGGCGAUUUUGGAUCGUUUGCGCUGACAUCAGACGUCUGAAAAGUUCAUUACUGGUUGCUGUAGCUGUCGUGAAACAGUUGCGGAGGUGAUGUAACACAAUAUGACGGUCAUUUGCCUAUGACGUCACACGUGGUCUACCUGGUCGGAGGCGAUCAGCUGUGGUGCUUGUUUGUUGUACUCGUGUCCGCAGAUCAUAAGUUGCCCAUCGACUGCAACCCAACACCCUUGUAACGUUAGCUACUGAUGUUCGUGCAUGCAAUAUGUCGACUGCACAUUUGUGAGGCGUGGCAUCGAAACAGGGUAACAAAUAUCGCUUUAAUGUGUUUUUUCAUUGUGUCAGACUACUGUGAGCAAGUAACGAUGAAAACGUGUGCUAUUUUAGUCACAUGACCAGUGACACGUGCAAAACCACUUUUGCCUCAAUGGUGAUGUGCAUGUUAUGGAUUGGGUCACGUGGGCUGUGAUGGACUCAAAAUGGAGUGUAGACAUUGCCAUUACAAUAUUUAUUCCUGAAAAAAUACCUGCUUUCAACACUCAUUGACUUUAUUUAAAUUUUAGAUUGUGAUGUUUUUAAUUUCACUCGGUAUGUGUGUGUGUGUGUGUGUAUAUAUAUAUAUAUAUAUAUAUAUAUAUAUAUAUUGUGUCAUUCUUUCUUGGUUAUAUAUAGGUAUCAACUAGUGACAACUACUUACAGUUUUUAGGGUAAAUAAAUUGCUAUCAAAUAAUAUUUCUAUGUCCCCCUCACCUUUAUUUUGAGUGCAGGGUUAUGACCAUUUUGAAAUUUUAUGAUAGCAGCCUUUGUUUUAUUAUACUGGAUUUUGACUUGCUGGAUGUUUGAUUUUGAUCGAUUUAUAAUCAUGUUACUAUGUAUAUUUUUGGCAAUUAUAAACCACGAAAAGAGCUUCUGUGUGUUUGUACAUGUAAGAAAGAUUUGGUUGUUGACUGAAAUACCCAAAUAUAAAUUAGUCAUAAAGUGGCCCUGCCAGAGACUGGGAAUGGGAUAGACAUGCCUGUACCUCUUGGAUAUAGGAAUGUUAAUAAAGUAACAGUAACAGUCAUAAAUGGCUUUAUAUUUGAACAUGACUACAACCCUAAUCAUUCUAAAGACAUAAUGCUGACAUCAGACAAUUACAGGCACAAUAGGUUUUUCACCCAGUGCCUCACGCAAAUUGAGGAAUGGUUUAGACAGGCAAGUUAUAAGUGCUGAUGACAGUUACAGUUUAAAUGAUGAUAGUCCCCCAUGGUGAGUUAAUAUCUUCCAAUGUUUAUUUUAAUUUAAUUUCAUUUCAUAAUUUUUAAAGUUGAUAGAUCAUCCAUAAUCCAUUUAAAUUAAAAAAAGAAAGAAAAAAAGGACUGAUUAAUUUCAGAAGAUAGGUCACAAAUAUUGCAUGUCUGUAAUAUGGUCUAACCAACGAGGGUAGGGAACCGAGACUAAUGACUUUAUGGGGCUCAGUACCUAUUGUAGGCUUCUAGUCAACCAGGCCAAUGGAAAUAUUUUGUUUAAUUCCCUGGUCAAACUCCAAAUCUCACAGGCCUGAAAUGUGUUUGUAGUCUGAGUUAUUGCAAAUUACUUCAAAUUUGUACUGAAUAACUGUGGUCUUUGAUUUCUUGUUAAAAUUGUUUCAUUUUCUUAUAUAAUUAUGACUUCCCCCUCCCCCCAAAACCCCCAAAACUACCCAACAAAAAAAGAACCCACAAAAAAACAAACUACCACAUAUUUCUAUAAUCCAAUCUAGACGUAUUUAAUUUGCAAAUAAAAUGGAAAUUUAAACAUUUA